UGUGUGUGCACUGGUGAGAGUGAAUUUCCACGUGGGUCGCUUUCGGUGGGCUAGAUGGAGACAGCCCCCAAAGUGGGCCGCAGUAUCCCGUCCAAGAAACAUCAGGUCAAGAAGAGAGCACGGCGUUACUGGGAGGAAGAGACCACCACCACUUCGACCUCUGCUGGAGCCUCUCCAGGGCCCCCCAAAAAGAAGAGGAAUCAAGACCUUCACUCUCAGAGAUCGAAGAAGAAUACUCGCAUCCUAAAGAAGUCUCGCAUAUCCAGGAAGCCCGACAUCCAAAAGAAACCCUGGGAAUGGAAGGACCCCGAGUUUCGGCGGACCUUGUCAGGGGCCCAGGACCCAUUCCCAGGCCCCGCCCCUGUCGUGGCAGAGGUUGCUCGGAAGUUUCGUCGCAUCAACAAGUCAAAAAAGCUGCCAAAUGCUAAGCCGGAGACCCAAAGUAAAAUUGAGUUGGCUGAAACUCGGGAAGAGGAAGCCAGUGCCAAAGCUGCUCGUUCUGAGCUUCUGCUCGUUGAAGAGCCGGGGUUUCUGGAAGGAGAGGAUGGGGAGGACACGGCAAAGAUUCUCCAGGCUGACAUUGUGGAAGCUGUGGACAUUGCAAGUGCAGCAAAGCACUUUGACUUGAACUUGCGACAGUUUGGACCCUACAGAUUGAAUUAUUCUCGCACUGGGAGGCAUCUGGCACUUGGUGGGCGUCGGGGACAUGUGGCUGCCCUUGACUGGGUGACAAAGAGGCUCACAUGCGAGAUCAAUGUCAUGGAGGCAGUGCGGGACAUCCGGUUUCUGCACUCAGAGGCCUUGCUGGCUGUUGCUCAGCACCGCUGGCUUCACAUCUAUGACAACCAGGGCAUCGAGCUGCAUUGCAUCCGCCGCUGUGACCGCAUCACCCGGCUCGAGUUCCUGCCUUUCCACUUCCUCCUGGCCUCAGCAUCAGAGACAGGGUUCCUGACCUACCUAGAUGUGUCCGUGGGGAAGAUUGUGUCUGCUCUGAAUGCUCGGGCCGGACGCCUCGAUGUCAUGACCCAGAACCCUUACAACGCUGUCAUCCACCUGGGCCACAGCAAUGGUACUGUGUCUUUAUGGAGUCCAUCUGUGAAGGAGCCAUUGGCCAAGAUUCUCUGUCACCGUGGUGGGGUCCGGGCUGUGGCAGUAGAUUCUACAGGCACGCACAUGGCCACCUCUGGCCUGGACCAUCAACUGAAGAUCUUUGACUUGCGAGGGACCUUCCAGCCUCUGAGUGCUCGGACACUGCCUCAUGGAGCAGGGCACUUGGCCUUCUCCCAGCGGGGCCUGCUGGCUGCGGGGAUGGGUGACGUGGUCAACAUCUGGGCAGGGCUGGGCAAGGCCACUAUGCCCUCCCUGGAGCAGCCCUACCUCACACAUCACCUUUCCGGUCAUGUGCAUGGCCUUCAGUUCUGCCCCUUUGAAGAUGUGUUGGGGGUAGGACACAGUGGGGGCAUUACCAGCAUGCUGGUGCCCGGGGCUGCUGAGCCCAACUUUGAUGGCCUGGAGAGUAACCCCUACCGGAGCAAGAAGCAGCGCCAGGAAUGGGAGGUGAAGGCGCUGUUGGAGAAGGUGCCUGCAGAGCUCAUCUGUCUGGACCCACGAGCCCUGGCAGAGGUGGAUGUCAUCUCUGUGGAGCAGAGAAAGAAGGAGAAGAUAGAGAGACUGGGCUAUGACCCGGAUGCCAAGGCUCCCUUCCAGCCAAAGCAAAAGCAGAAGGGCCGCAGCUCCACAGCCAGCCUGGUGAAAAGGAAGAAGAAAGUCAUGGAUGAGGAACAUCGGGACAAGGUCCGACAAAGCCUUGAACAGACACAGAAGCAAGAUAAGAAGACCAAACCCACUGGGCCCCAUAGUUCUGUGCUUGAUAGAUUUGUUCGAUGAGCUAGGCUGAGCAGGCCUGAGAAACAGCUACAGUUACACAGAAUCCCCUGUGGGGAAAUGUUCCCACACAUUGUUCUCUUGUGGGCGGGCCUUGCACAAGUUUCCUGAUGGAUUGCUCA
This is a messenger RNA of Suncus etruscus (white-toothed pygmy shrew), 2006 nucleotides long. It is a transcript of the gene WDR46, whose product is annotated as WD repeat domain 46. The record is from RefSeq and is a predicted model, not a curated record. Lineage: Eukaryota; Metazoa; Chordata; Mammalia; Eulipotyphla; Soricidae. The coding region runs from base 55 to 1887 and encodes 610 amino acids. Gene Ontology annotation, molecular function: protein binding. The transcript has 15 exons. Gene Ontology annotation, cellular component: 90S preribosome; nucleolus; small-subunit processome. Gene Ontology annotation, biological process: maturation of SSU-rRNA from tricistronic rRNA transcript (SSU-rRNA, 5.8S rRNA, LSU-rRNA).